AUGGCAGGAGAAAAUGAAACUCUGCUGACCGAGUUUGUGCUCAUGAGGCUUACAGAUCAUCCAGCAUUGGAAAUCCCCCUGUUCCUGGUGUUCUUGGUCAUCUACCUCAUCACCAUGGUGGGAAACUUGGGACUGAUUGUUCUCAUCUGGAAAGACCCCCAUCUUCACACACCCAUGUACUUAUUCCUUGGCAGUUUAGCCUUUGCAGAUGUUUGUACUUCAUCAUCUGUGGCUCCUAAGAUGCUUAUGAAUUUUUUAUCCAAUAAUCAUAUGAUAUCAAAAUUUGAAUGUAUGACCCAAUUUUAUUUUUUUGGUUCCAGUGCUACGACAGAAUGUUUCCUCCUGGUAGUAAUGGCCUAUGAUCGUUAUGUUGCCAUAUGUAACCCCUUGCUUUAUCUGGGAGUGAUGUCCAAUUGCCUCUGUAUUCAAAUGAUAAGUGUUUCAUAUGUUACUGGUUUUCUGCAUUCUAUGAUUCAUGUAACUUUGUUAUUUAGAUUAACUUUCUGCAGAUCCAACAUAAUACAAUAUUUCUACUGUGAAAUUUUACAACUCUUCAAAAUUUCUUGCACUGAUCCUACAGUCAAUACAUUCCUGGUUGUAAUUUUUUCAGCCUUUAUACAAGUCUUUACUUUUCUGUCCAUCAUAAUCUCUUAUACUAGGGUCCUCUUUGCCAUCCUGAAAAAGAAGUCUGAAAAGGGCAAAAGUAAAGCCUUCUCCACGUGCAGUGCCCAUCUGCUCUCUGUCUCUUUGUUUUAUGGCACUCUCUUCUUCAUGUACGUGUGUCCUGGGUCUGAACCAGCUGAAAGCCAAGACAAAAUGUAUUCUUUAUUUUACACAAUAAUAAUUCCACUACUAAAUCCUUUUAUUUACAGCUUAAGAAACAAAGAAGUUACAGGUGCCUUGAGAAGAAGAAUAAAUAAAUAA
Messenger RNA from Orycteropus afer afer, 924 nucleotides. Its product is annotated as olfactory receptor 5AC1-like. Lineage: Eukaryota; Metazoa; Chordata; Mammalia; Tubulidentata; Orycteropodidae. Gene Ontology annotation, molecular function: G protein-coupled receptor activity; olfactory receptor activity; odorant binding. The record is from RefSeq and is a predicted model, not a curated record. Gene Ontology annotation, cellular component: membrane. The transcript has a single exon. Gene Ontology annotation, biological process: sensory perception of smell; G protein-coupled receptor signaling pathway. Bases 1 to 924 code for a protein of 307 amino acids.